AUGUUGUGGUCACAUGAGGAGGACGUUUUACUAUGUCGAGCUUUCUGUGCCAUCUCAAGUGAUCCGAUCAAUGGCGCUCAACAAGCGUCUGAAGGUUUUUGGAGGCGAAUUACCAGUACUAUAAUGAAGCUGGUCAAGCAUGAAACCUUAUUCAGAGAAUUAUGGAGUCACCUAGCUACCGAUCCAGCAAUAUCGGUGAAGAAGGGCUAUUCCGCUUUACAAGCUCUUUCGUCGUGCAAGCUUUACAAAAAACCUUUCCGGCUGAGGUUUACCUUCUUUCUUCACCGCGGAUGCGACCACUGA
Striga hermonthica is the source of this 303-nucleotide messenger RNA. The record is from the annotation of a GenBank genome assembly. NCBI's taxonomy places the organism in Eukaryota, Viridiplantae, Streptophyta, Magnoliopsida, Lamiales, Orobanchaceae.